AUGACAACGUCACCAUGUCUCAUUUUAGUUGGUCGAUUCUGUUCGUCGUCUGAUCUAUUUCCCACUUACUCGGUGAAUAGCAAGUGCUCUGAUGGCUCCUCCAUAACAGAUGCUGAUCGGGCAGGUAUUCUAGAAGCCUAUAAUCAGAUGCGAAGUGAUGUGAGCAGCGGUGGAUGGAUGGUGGUCGGUGGGCUGACGCUACCGAAGGCUAAAAAUAUGCAAGUGCUGACAUGGGAUUGCGACCUGGAGAAGCUUGCGAAUGCUGCAGUCAAGAACUGUCCACCGACGCCAACAGUGAACCCGUUGUAUGGACAGGCAUUUACAUAUUCCCACGAUGGGGUCUACAAAUCGAUAAUCGAUGCUUUGAAUCCUCGCAAUACUCUGUCUACACAACCGGGAUUCAAUAUGACGCGUUCGAAACUUCAGUUCACUGGCAAUCCUAACCUUCAGCAAUUUUCAAAUAUUAUUCGAGCCAAUACGACCAGGGUUGGGUGUUCAAGUGCGACUUGCGCGGGUGAACAGAGGAACUCGUCCACUGCAAUCUGUUUCUUCAAUUCACCGGACGUCCAGAAUGGUGAAGUUGUUUAUGAGAUCGGUACGCCAUGCAGAAGAAACAUCGACUGUACAUCAACCAUUUUUGAAGUGUGCAUUGCCAGAUCGAUGUGUUACUAUAAUCCCAUAGCCAGGCUGGCCCUUGACUUGCACAACGGAUUCAGAUCAGCGAUCGCUCUGGGUAAAGCGAUGAACGACAACAACGUUACCUUACCAAUGGCUGGCCAGAUGAAUAGAUUGGAGUACCUACUCAGCUUGGAACGAAUAGCCCAAGAUGAAGCAGAGAAAUGGGCUCUUGCAACAGCUCCUCCUCCAUCCAUGCUCGUAGGUCCUGUUGGGCCUGCCGAAUGGAAUUGGAUGAGUAUAGCUCCUCUUGAUGCCAACGUUAUCGCCAAUGAGAUGAAUGCUACCGACAGGGUAACGACGUUUAUUCGUUGGACACGCAGGAGCUUUUUCACUGUAGAAGUGCGGGUGACGGGCGACGCAUUGAAUGGGCGCGUGCCAAAGCAACUCAAAUGUCUUAGUUAG
Molecule: messenger RNA, 1080 nt
Organism: Haemonchus placei
Lineage: Eukaryota; Metazoa; Nematoda; Chromadorea; Rhabditida; Trichostrongylidae
Source: the annotation of a GenBank genome assembly